ACAUUACAUUUCACUUAUGGUAGGCCGUUACUAGUUACAGUUAAAUCAGGACUAGAGAAUAACUUCCGUGUAUGACUGAGACCAUUACAUUUCGGCUGUGGUAGGCCGUCCGUAGUAACAGUUAAAUCAGGACUAGAGAAUAACAUGCUGUGUAUGACUGAGACCAUUACAUUUCGGCUGUGGUAGGCCGUCCCUAGUGACAGCUAAAUCAGGACUAGAGAAUAACUUCUGUGGUGUAUGACUGAGACCAUUACAUUCGGCUGUGGUAGGCCGUCCCUAGUGACAGUUAAAUAGGACUAGAGAAUAACAUGCUGUGUAUGACUAACACCAUUACAUGGUGAAAACACCGGGUUUUAUUUUACAAAUUCGUGCGUAGCGUUCUUAAAUAAACUUCCUGGUUAGCUGUUGUUAGCAGACAGGGUGGAUAAAAGAUAUGGAUGUCAGGAGACUUUUCGUCUGUCUGGGAGGUGUAGUUCUUUUGUUUUGUGUACGAUCCGAGGAAAACAUUUCGUUUGGAAGCACUGCAAAACAGAGCAGUGAUCAGUCGUCAUCAGGUUGGGAAGCAAACGCGGCCGUGGACGGUUGUUUGAAGCAGCAUAUAGAUUCUGGUUGCUGUUCCCAUACAGAAUCGCUCGGCUGGAAAGAAGCCUGGUGGCAGGUGGAUCUAGGAAGUCUCAGCACCAUCAGUUAUAUCACAAUAUUCUACAGGGUUGAAGCCGUUGACGAUUUCCGAAGUCGAUUUGCUGGUUACCAACUCUACAUGUCGAAUACCACUGACUGGACACAGGGUGUUCUCUGUUAUGAAGACAGGAGUAAUACUGAGGAGGAAUUAGAUACGGUGGUGACUCACCAGUGCCCGUAUGUAGCUCAGUAUGUGACCGUCUACAACUACAGAAAUAAUACAACGCGACAUGACUGGUAUGAUACUUACGCUGUUUUGGAGCUUUGUGAAGUACAAGUGUUUGGCUGUCGAUUAGGGAAACACGGAAACGGCACUUGUAACAACACAUGUUCGGAUAACUGCUAUGGUGGUAACUGCGACGCGUCAACCGGUUCAUGUUUCUAUUGCCCCUCGAGAAAGCAUGGUAAAAUGUGUGAUCGGGACUGUUCUUCAAAUUGUAAAGAAGGCUUAUGUGACAAGGACACUGGAUAUUGCAAUGGUAACAGUUUACGGGGAAGAGAAAGGGUAAAAUAUAUAAAAUUUUAUUCUAAUUUUGCAGAAUGUAUCCCGGGAAAGCAUGGCAAUUCGUGUGGGCAGGAUUGCUUAUCAAAUUGUGAAGAUGGUUUGUGUGCUAAGGACACCGGCCACUGUCACGGAUGCAUUCUGGGAAAGCGAGGCGACAUAUGUGAACUUGACUGCCCUGUUAACUGCCAAAAUAGCAUAUGUGCCAAGGACACAGGAUAUUGUACAGAAUGUAUCCCGGGAAAGUAUGGCAAUACGUGUGAGCAGGAUUGUUCUUUAAAUUGUAAAGAUGGUGUGUGUGCUAAGGACACCGGCCACUGUGACGGAUGCAUUCUAGGAAAACGAGGCAACAUAUGUGAACUCGACUGCCCUGUUAACUGUCAAGACAGCAUAUGUACUCAGGACACAGGUUACUGUUCAGCUUGUAUAACAGGGAGGCAUGGUGAUUUCUGUUCAAACAUUUGUCACAACAACUGCCUAGAUAACACUUGUGAGAAAAACAACGGACAAUGUAUAGGUUGUACUUCAGGAAAAUACGGUGCGAACUGUGACCUCGACUGCUCUGGACAUUGCAAUAAUAGUGUUUGCAUGCAAAUCAGCGGUCAAUGCAAAGAAUGUGUUAUUGGAAAAUAUGGAUCAACAUGUGAACAAAACUGUCCACUUGAUUGUAAGGACAACGUAUGCUCGAUAAACGAAGGCAAAUGUUUACACUGCAUUACAGGAAGGUAUGGUGAGACAUGUACGUUUACGUGUCCUGUGACGUGUAAAGAUUUCACGUGUGAUCAACAAACCGGACAAUGCUUAGAUUGUUAUCCAGGGAAGUAUGGCGUCGUGUGUGGGGCCGAUUGUCCGGUCACGUGUCGGGACAUCUGUAACAAGGAUGACGGAGAGUGUAUACAUGUAAACAAUGCAAAAGUGUCCGCAGAAGAUGGUACAGAUUACAAACUGAUUGCGAUAGCUGUUUUGACCGUCAUUUGUGGGCUUAUGUUGGCUGUCUUAAUCACUUUGGUAGUAUGUCUUAUUCGCAAAAACAAAGACAAAAACGACUCUUCAGACAAAAACAUAGAACAACGAAGUCAGGAUCCUAAUUACUCAUCUCUUUCGGGUGUGCAGGAAGAAACUCCUAACGUUUAUGAAAUGAUCGUCUCUUAAUGGAUAAUUCAAAAUCAUCCAACUUUUUUCCCA
Messenger RNA from Mizuhopecten yessoensis (Yesso scallop), 2368 nucleotides. RefSeq names its product protein draper-like. NCBI's taxonomy places the organism in Eukaryota, Metazoa, Mollusca, Bivalvia, Pectinida, Pectinidae. Gene Ontology annotation, molecular function: scavenger receptor activity. The coding region runs from base 434 to 2335 and encodes 633 amino acids. The transcript has 17 exons. The record is from RefSeq and is a predicted model, not a curated record.